AUGGGCCCUCGGCGCUGCUCUGGCUUUGCGACCGACGACGGGAUCGUCAUCGAGUGCUGCUUCAAUCCGUGGGAGAAGGGCAAGCGCGCGCAGGGCAAGUUCGAGGGGAAGUGUCAGCGGUGCUCUCCGAUUCGCACGGCAACCAUCUGCGCGACGCCGCAGCAAUCCAAGCUGACCGCGCACAGCCUGGCGAACCUGCACAAGCUUGACAUCGGCAUUUACGCCAUGGCCGUGGAGCGGGUGAAGGUGCACGAGAGCGGUGAUCAGCUCAUUGCCCGCGCUGUCGGCAUAAUCUCGGAGCGCUCGCAGGUGGGCGUGCCGCCGCCGCCGCCAAUCGAGGGUGACCAGGGCAACGCGGUCUCGCAGCCCGCCGAGGAGGAGAUCCCUGCUGCCAUGGAGCCCGACGAGGAAGCAGCCGCAGCUGGGCCAGCAGCGGCAGCCGAGCCGCCGCCAGUACCUGCGGAAGGCGAGGGCGCGGCCGCUGGGCGCAGACGCCAGCGCCUCUGCGAGGGAUACAGCCUGGCGCGCGCCAUGGGCCGCAGGCUCCGCAGCAAGGAGGACGAGGGCGUCUGCUUGUUCUCCAGGGCGCACCCUGGGCAGCGUGCCAUGGCGCUCGACGGGAAGUGCCUCUGGUGCACGCCCACCCGCAUGAAGGAGGCGGCGCGCAAUCCCGCCAAGAAGAGGGAGGCCAUGACCGACCUGAAGAAGUUCGAAGCUCGCAACCCUGCGCUGAAGCAGAAGGCGCUGGGGCGGCUGCGCAGGCACCUGACUGCGCAGGAGUACAAGUUUAUUGUUACGCCGAAACAUUGCUGCCGCGGCGCUGGGGAAGCCAUGUGCCCCUUCAGCACGGCAGACCCAGGGCAGCCCGCGUACGUGAAGAAGGCCGACAAGCACUUGUGCAGCUGGUGCGAUCCGAAGAGGCUCCGUGGCACGCAGACAGAGAAGCGCAGGGGCGUGCUGAAGCAGCUAGAGGCAUUCCACGAGAAGGACGAAGCCGUAUUUGCCAAGGCAGAGGCUAUCCUGAAGGAGGUCUUCGGGGACAAAUACCUAGCACAGCUAAAGAAGAAGACUGUCCGGCAGAACCAGCAGGCGGCAAAAGCUCGAAGGCGCACUGGCAAGACGGACUGGCCGACGAAGCUGGCGAAGCGGCGGCUGGUGAUGGAGAGCCCGACGGUCGACGAGGAAGCUCGCAGGAAGUUCCGCAAGCUAACCCUGGCGGACUUGAAGAAGGUCGAGAACUCGUUCUACAAGGACAAAGCCGAGCGAAAGAUGCGCGGUCGCGCCGACGAGGUCCCGAAGAGCAAAGACUUGGAGCCGCCGAUCGGCGAAGCAGGCUUCAGUGACCUGUCGAAGGGGCUGCGGUCCUGGGCCGCCAAAGGCUCGUGGGGCAUCUGCAAGGAGUGCCAUGUCCUGCAGCCGCGGCCCAUGCACGAUAUCGAUAUGUUUCUGGACGCCAGCGAGGAGAUCUCGAAGAGCGCCUGUCGCCGCUGCAACGCUUCUCGCGAGAUGUACGUCCCGCUGCCUGAGGACGUACCAGGGCCACUCCGCGGCCUGUCAGAGGAGAUCGUCGAAGCCCUCCGGCCCAUCGAGAUCGACGUCGGCCCCGAGACGCGCUCCACCGACACUUUCGGCCGCCCGAACGGCUAUCGCAAGAAGGUGAAGAUGAUCACGUUUUAUUUCUCGAAGUGGCACGUCAAGGACAAGAUCAAGGAGCUGGACGAUGACGCGUGGCGGACGGCGAAGAAGGCCUACAAGUACCUGCUGUCUUGCGAAGAGUCCUCGUACAAGCGGUUCCACGACAUGCACGAGAAGUUCCUCCGCAAGCAGGGCGAGGAUGCUGCAGACAGGAAGCGCAAGCGCCCAUAUCAUUUCCUGCAGGAGGUCGGGCUGGAGUGCGCUCUCUGGCCAAACCUGUACUGGUGCACCGAGAUGACGGAGACGCACGAGCAGUGGUCCGACGCGAGGCGCGAGGAGCGGCGCGACGCCCAGGAGGCCAAGAAGAAGAAGAAGGCAAAGUACGGCUAUGAUUCGGACGCCGAGGAGGACGAGGGCGGCGACGGCGGCGGCCAGCGCACCAGCGUAAAGCGGUCUUUCAUGACCAAAUGCCUAUCGCCACUCCUUGGGUACGGAUCUAGCUUCGAGCUGCUCCAGUUCGUGUGCGACCUGAACCUCUGGGCGACGCUCGGUGCGAAAAAGAACCUGGGGCUCGACAACGUGCCGAUGCGGAUGCUCAUGAAGGGCCAUACUUUCUCACCGCUCUACUGGAAGAAGGUGCACAACGCCCUCGUCGACCUCGUGCGGCAGGUGGGCUUCGCAAAGCUGUUCUUCACCAUUGCACCAUGGGAACCGUGCUUCAAGUACCACGACUGGCUGCGCGAUGAGAUGGAGAAGACACUGCGGACCCGCAUGUACCUCCCCGUGGGGGAGACACUGCACAUGUCGCAUGUGCUCAUGCAGAUCGUCCGAGGCAUGCUGGCGGGCAAUAACUACCAGAUGAUGGACCGCAGCGACCGCAGCUGGACAAAGCACGUGUUCGCCGCGAAGGACGCCGACGGCAGACAGGUUCGCGUCCAGAGUUUCACGCGGCUGGAGUUCCAGGACGGCAGCCGCAAGGAGGGUACGAAGCGCUACGACGGCUCUGGCCGACCGCACCUGCACGUUCUCUUCUUCGCGGACGACGACGCCAUGGCGAACAUGAAAUUGGAGCAUCACCUCUUUGCGACCAAGCCCGACGGCUUCUCGGACGACCUGAAGGAGGACCACGACGCGGGCCUCCGAGCGUACUGCGCUGACGUCAUGGACGGGAUCCCUUGCCAUCAGGAUUGGCAGACCAGCGACGGGGAGGCCAUGCUCCUGCAAUACGUUUCCAAGUAUGUGGCGAAGUUCUCGGAUAGCAGCUACGACGAGUGGAUGAGCGACAAGGCCUCCGCGGACAGCGUGGCCAGGCGCGUCUGCUUCGAGUACCACCCCUACGAGCCAGAGAUGAUCCUGCAGCUGUGUGGAGCGCACUUCAGACAAUACGACAUCUCUACGGUCAGCGGCGGCUUCCGCACCGUGACGGCGCCUUACUCGGGCAUGGCGGAUGUGCCCGACUGGGUCCAGAAAUAUGCUGACUGCGCGUGGCGCCACGAGGGCAUGACGCUCUUGGAGUGGCUUCGAAAGACUACUGACGACGGCGGCAUCGCCGGAUGGCUGAAGCGCAAGCACAAGCAGGAGCUGGUGCUGGUCCUGUACAGGCGGUACCGCGCGACCGUGCCCGACGGCGAGGAGCCCCAGGCGCUCGACGCUCACUGGCGCUUCCUGCGCGCUGAGUACAAAGGCAUGGCCGAUGCUGAUGGCGGAGGUAGCGGGAACAGUGACAAAGUCUCCGACGCCGAAGACGAGGAGCAGCCGAAGACCUUCGAGGAGUUCCUCGCGAAGAAGCACAGCGACGAAAAGAGCGAGGGCGAGGACGACUUUCCGAACCACAAGGAGUUCGCGCGAGCCUACCGCAUGCAGGGCGAGAAGGUGGUCAGCGUCGACACGGUAUACGAGCUCAACGACCGCUACUACGGCCAGUGGGCUGCAAUGAACGUACCGUUCCGAUCGCUCGACGAGCUCGAGUUCGAGGAUAUGAACCGCCUGGUUCCGCAGAAAUACAAGUAUCUCGCGGCGGCGCUGCGACUGUGCUCCGACCAGGGCCGCGUCGCUGAAGAGCACCAUGACUUGUUCACCGAUGACAGGCGGCUCGUGGACUACAUGAGCGCUUCCGCGAAGUCCAGCAAGUUCACCGAGGCUGUGCAUCACAUGAUCGUGGGGCAGCGGAAGCUGAUCAACAUGUACCUGACGGGCAUCAUCGACAAGGCCGACGAGAAGGCCGCGGCCGACGCCGAGGCCGCGGUCAUCGCCAACCGCAGGCCAGCGCGCGGCGAGGGCCAGGAGGAGGUCGACUUCAACCCGAAGCAGCUGCAGCUGGAGGAGGCGAUCAACGAGCGCGUGGACCGUGCCGCGCGGGCGGAGCUGUCGGAGGACUGGGAGGAGGCGGGCGAGGCGCGCGAGGAAGCGCACAAGAAGAACACGCCCGUCAUCUGCCUUGGGAAGCCUGGGACGGGGAAGACCACCGUGGUAAAGUCUUCCAUUCGCCGCGCCCAGGAGCAAGGCGCGCGCGUGCUCUUCGCCCUCCCGACGGCGCAGCUGUCCAGCCGCAUGAGAGCCGCGCUGCAAGACCUCGAGGGCCUAACGGUGGACACGUGCCGCGCCGCAUUCAAGCUGCACCGGCCGCGCUGCUUCCACGUGAAGCUAACCGAGACCUGGCGGUGCAAGGAGGAACGAUUCCAGGAGAUCCUGGACGAGCUUCGGACAGACAAGCCCUCCAAGGAGACAUUCCGCAAGAUCGUGCGCGACCACAAGGCGUGGAAGAGCAGAGGCGACCCCAAGCCCGCCGAAAUGAAGAACCUCUUCGAGAAGCACCCAGACACGCGGAUCGUCACCUGCACGCGCAGGGGCGCUGCGGCCGUGAACGAGGCGGCAGUCGCUGCGCUGUACGGCCGCAAGACCCCGCUGGCCACGCUGGACGGCGACGUGGAACUCAACCCCGAGAACUACGUUGGCAAGCUUCGCACUGAUCGCCGUCUGGUCCCAAGCAGAGUACCGAUUUACAAGGGAAUGCAAUUGUACCUGACGAAGAACAAGAACAAGGAGGCCGACGAGGUGAAUGGAAAGCUCUGCGUGGUGGAGAACUACCACGCCGAGAAGACUGGCAAUGCGGUCUACUUUCCGAUUCGUCUCGGCUACGCCAGCACCAUCGACAAGGUGCAGGGCGACGAGUUCUCCCACAUCACUACCUGGACGGGUG
Messenger RNA from Prorocentrum cordatum, 4834 nucleotides. The record is from the annotation of a GenBank genome assembly. NCBI's taxonomy places the organism in Eukaryota, Dinophyceae, Prorocentrales, Prorocentraceae.